Molecule: messenger RNA, 1092 nt
Organism: Oncorhynchus masou masou (cherry salmon)
Lineage: Eukaryota; Metazoa; Chordata; Actinopteri; Salmoniformes; Salmonidae
Product: phosducin-like protein 3
Exons: 5
Coding region: 1-1092 (363 amino acids)
Biological process (GO): protein folding; positive regulation of gene expression; angiogenesis
Cellular component (GO): cytoplasm
Molecular function (GO): protein folding chaperone; vascular endothelial growth factor receptor 2 binding
Source: RefSeq, a predicted model, not a curated record
AUGCAGAAAGCCAAUGAAAACCAAGCCAGGAGAGAUAGGAGCUGCUUUGAGAACCUGACCUUAUGGGACCUGAAGAGCCACAACCACAUUAAAGACACAGAAGAAGAUGUGGAAUACCAGGAGAGAAGCGAGAGUGAGGAAGGAGAUGAGGAGGAAGACGAAGAGUAUGUAUGUGUGAUAAUAGAAGGGUCAGAGGUUGAGGAAGAUGAGGAGGAAGAGGAAGAUGAAUAUGAGGUUACAUGUGUAGGGGAGUAUGUGGAGGAAGAGGAGGAAGAGGAGUGUUUGUUAGACGUUCUGGUGAAAGAGGAGGAAGUAGAGGAGGAUGAAGAAGAAAGAGUGGAGAGGUAUGAGAAGGAGAAGAACGAGAAGGUAGAGGUAGAAGAAGAAGAAGAGAAGGGAGAGAAUAAAGAGACAGUAGAGGUAGAAGAAGAAGAAGAGAAGGGAGAGUAUAAAGAGAAGGUAGAGGUAGAAGAAGAAGAAAAGGGAGAGAAUAAAGAGAAGAUAGAGAUAGAAGAAGAAGAGGAGGAGGAGACAGCCAACACAUAUCCCAGGUGUGUCCAUCAUCAGGGCCUGAAACUGAGUGUGAAGGGGCUGAGAGGGAAACAGACAGGAGAGGAGAAGUACGGUCGGCUCAGAGAGAUCCUAGGAGACCAGUAUGUCAGGGAGGUUACCUGCGCCCCUGAAGGAGAUAGAGUGGUCCUCCACCUCUAUCACCCUAGUGUACCUAUGUGUUCCCUGUUGAAUCACCACUUAAGUUACCUGGCCCCUAAAUUCCCUGAGUGCAAGUUCCUGAUGAUCCUCGCUGGGCAGUGUGUCCCCAACUACCCUGCCAGCCACCUCCCCACCCUGUUCAUCUACGACUCAGGAUGUAUCAUCAACUCCCUGAUAGGAGAGAAGGCCUGUGGUGGGAGGAACGUAUUGGAAGAUGAGCUGAAGUGGAUGCUGGCCCAGUCGGGAGCGUUUGUGAUUGACAGCUACGAGGCCUUAUACCAGGAGGACACGCCCAUCACGACGCCGCGUUCGGAACAGGAACAGGAAGACGACAGCGACGACCAGUCUGAUCACUAUGACAACCAAGGCGCCGAGGUGUAG